AUGCAGAGGCCUUGUACCCCAUUCUACAACAUCAAGGCCUACCUCCCUGUCAUUGAGUCUUUCGGAUUCUCCGGUCAGUUGAGGGCUGCGACUUCAGGCCAGGCUUUCCCACAAUGUGUGUUUGAUCAUUGGGAGAUGAUGUCGUCUGACCAGGCUGCACAGCUUGUUACAGAUAUCCGCAAGAGGAAGGGCUUGAAGGAGCAAAUGACCCCGCUAUCCGAGUUUGAGGAGAUUGCGCUACAAUAUUUUCGUCCGUUUUAUGAAGGAGCACAAUGCUAA
This is a messenger RNA of Prunus armeniaca (apricot), 279 nucleotides long. Lineage: Eukaryota; Viridiplantae; Streptophyta; Magnoliopsida; Rosales; Rosaceae. The record is from the annotation of a GenBank genome assembly.